AUGGAAGCCGCAAAACGGGAGUUACAAACGAACCUCACUCAGCUACAGGUGACACGGGACAAGACGGAAACAGUCCUUACAAGUAAAAACAGCAACCGCAUCAAACGACACGUACAGUCGUUAAAAGCUAUUGGAAACUCGACAGAUGAACCGAGGCGAAAACUAGAAGAAAUGAAAAUUAUAGACGGCGAAGACGGGAUCGCAAUUACCUCAUGGAGUGAAGAGAUAGAGAACAAAAUCGCAAUGGUCGAUGAAGAUGUCGAUAAACUGGCUGCAUUCCUCACCGAGGGUGAACAAAGGGAGACAGAAAAAAACAGACAAGAGCAACUCGAAUUCGAGAGAGAGCUGAUAGAGAGAAAAUUUAGGUACCACAAAGAGCUUGAAGAGAAAGAUCAACAAGAUUCCAUUGUCACAGGGAAUAAAGACGCCAAACAAACACAAGGUACUAGUAACGCUGCUGAAAACUGAAAACUUUAUUUAUACUCGAGGGUCUGGAGCUUAUUAGGCUCCUAGCUUAAAUAGCUAAUGAAUCGAGGUUAAAAACAAACAAAAAAGAAAUGAAUUGAAUUUAAACUAUUUACAUCAUGAUACGAUAUUGUUUACAGAUAAUGAUUCUAAAAGGUACAAUCUUAACUCACUGUUACAAAGUUCGAUGGAACAUACCUCGAUUGGAAUCGUUUUUGGGGCCAAUUCACUGAGGCUAUUGACAAAACUGGGAUGGUCGCAAUAA
Messenger RNA from Porites evermanni, 730 nucleotides. Lineage: Eukaryota; Metazoa; Cnidaria; Anthozoa; Scleractinia; Poritidae. The record is from the annotation of a GenBank genome assembly.